AUGAAUCAAUUUAAAUUUAUUACUAAAAAGAAUCCACAUAAAAACGCUAAGGGGAUGAUGAGACUUUAUUUAGAAGAGACAGUUAGAGAGUAUGCAGAGAAAAAAUAUGGAGAUCUAGAUAAAAUAGAGGAAUUAAAAGAAGAAAGAAGUGAGAAACGAAUGGCAACAAAACUUGCUAAAUUAAAGAAAAGGGUUAAAUCAAUGAAAAAAAGAACUUUUGUAAACGAGGAAAAAAUAUUUCAUACACAUGAUUUUAAAAUUAAUGGAAAAUACGGUAAAUGUGAAUGCGGAUUGGAAAUCGAAAUGGAUUUUAUUGAAUAA
Hepatospora eriocheir is the source of this 321-nucleotide messenger RNA. NCBI's taxonomy places the organism in Eukaryota, Fungi, Microsporidia, Hepatosporidae. The record is from the annotation of a GenBank genome assembly.